AUGUCCUCUCAAGACCUCUUCUCCAAACCUUGGUUUGGCUUUGAUCUAGACGACACCCUCCACGAGUUCCGGCGAGCAUCGGCCUCGGCCUCAGACCACGUUUUUCAAACUAUUCACACUGCACACAAUCAUCUCAGCAUUGAUACUCUGAAAGAUUCAUACCAAGUCAUCCUGCGCAACGCAACCGCCAAUGCCUUCACAGACGGCAGAACCUCCACAGAGUACCGAUGGGAACGUUUCGACCGUCUCCUACAGACACACGGGAUCACUGAUACCGUUCUUCUCGAGACUCUGUUAGAUGUAUACCGUGACUCUUUACGGGCAAAUUUGACACUCAAGGACGGUGCCUUGCAGCUGCUACAGACACUCCACCAACAAGGAAAAAAGGUCACUGUAAUCACUGAGGGCCCGGCAGAUGCCCAGGAGUGGACUAUACACGAACUUGGCAUACAUCCUUACAUCGAUGUUCUCGUAACGACGAACGAGAUCGGCAGGUCUAAAUUGGAUGGAUUGUUCGGCGCUGUGUUGAAGAAGUACAACAUUGCUACGAAAGAUAUCAUUUACUUUGGUGACAACCAAGUUCGCGACGUCCAAGCUGCACGUGCAGAGGGGAUCCUGGCCGUACUUUACGAUACGGCAGGGAGUGCUGAGUUGGAAGAUACAAAUGCAUUGCGGGUGAAUUCGUGGGCGACUGUAGAAAAUAUACUCGUCCGUGGAGAGUAA
Molecule: messenger RNA, 723 nt
Organism: Penicillium brevicompactum
Lineage: Eukaryota; Fungi; Ascomycota; Eurotiomycetes; Eurotiales; Aspergillaceae
Product: HAD family hydrolase
Exons: 1
Coding region: 1-723 (240 amino acids)
Source: RefSeq, a predicted model, not a curated record